Messenger RNA from Sphaerulina musiva SO2202, 441 nucleotides. RefSeq lists its product as uncharacterized. The record is from RefSeq and is a predicted model, not a curated record. The transcript has 3 exons. Lineage: Eukaryota; Fungi; Ascomycota; Dothideomycetes; Mycosphaerellales; Mycosphaerellaceae. Gene Ontology annotation, cellular component: membrane. Bases 1 to 441 code for a protein of 146 amino acids.
AUGGCCUCCCAAGCCCUCCUCACCCCCUCCCCUUUACUCAAACCACUCGUCACCCUCGCAGGCUGGACCUUCGUCAUGGAACUCUGGAUGUACGCGACUCGAAUCCCCGCCAUUUCCAACUACAAACUCUCCACGGACCCGGCGAAAAUCAGCGAGGAGUUGCAGACCAAGAUUCCUAUUCAUAUUCGACAGGUGGCAGAUAAUUACAACCAUCUCCACGAACAACCCACCGUCUUCUACGCCGUAACUCUCGCUCUCGCCAUUCUCGGCGAUAAUCAUCCUUAUACUCUCCAAGCGGCGUGGACGUAUGUAGGGCUGAGAAUUGUGCAUUCGGUAUUCCAGUCGUUGGUGAAUAAGGUCAUGGUUCGCUUCCAGCUGUUUUUCAGUAGCUCGAUUGUGGUUGGGGGGUUGACUGCUCGUCUUGCGACGUUGGUGUAUUGA